Ambispora leptoticha is the source of this 873-nucleotide messenger RNA. NCBI's taxonomy places the organism in Eukaryota, Fungi, Glomeromycota, Glomeromycetes, Archaeosporales, Ambisporaceae. The record is from the annotation of a GenBank genome assembly.
AUGAAAUCAUUAAAUAUCCUUAAAUUUUCCGUUGUGCUUAUAAGCUUAUUGAUAAACUUAAGCUCAGCACAAAACGGCGCUAAUUUCGGAGGGCUAGAUGUGAGCCAAAGUUGUCUAAGCACCAUUCAAUCACUUCUCGGCGACCAACAAUUAACCGCAUGUUUUCCUUUCCUAUCCUUCGCCCAAUACUUAUACCCUAGCGCUGGCGCUGGAAGCAAUUCGACAGAUGAUAUAUAUACAUCACAAGUAAACAGUCUCUGUGCAAUGCCAAAAUGUAGCGCCCAAGUUGUAAAUAACACGUUGACAAAAGUCAUCAAUGGAUGUGCUAGCGAUCUAGCAAAUCAAAAUACGAUCGCGAAUUCCAUGAAAGGGUUCAUUUCGAUUUAUUCGCCAUAUCGUGAUGCCUUAUGUUUAAAGAAUUCGACCACUGGUAACUACUGCGUGAUUGAAACCAAGAACGCGAUUAUGAAUUACACAGCAACGGCAAAUCCAGUAAUGAAUUAUAAAAAUUAUCAAAAUGCGUCAGAUGUUAUAAACAAUAUUCCUAGUGAAAUGCUGUGCACAAAUUGUAAUAAGGGUUUCAUGACGAUAUUCUUGAAUUUCGAGAAAAAUAAUACUGAUCUAUUCAAUAAUCAGUACCUCGCACCGCUUACCCGCGAAGAACCUGCUAUCAAAGAUGCUUUGGCUAAUAAAUGCGGUGAAUCAUUUUUGGAGGGAUCAAUGUCAAUGUUGAAUACGUCUCCUAAUGGUACCGUUUCAGUACCUGAAAGUUUGAACUCUAAUUCAACUAGUGCUGCCGCUCCUUUUGGUGGCGUAAGAAGCAGCUACUUGGUCGGAAUUGUUUCAUUGGUUGUUUCACUUUCCUUGUUUUAA